AUGGACAAGGUUUAUGAAGAGCUGGAUGAAGCUAAAGCUGAAAUCGAGAAUCUAAAGGCAGAACUAAGAGCCAAGACAGAUUCACUUGAUAACUUGAAGAAAUCCCACAAUGCACAUGUCAAUCAGAUACAGGAAGCAAAGUUCAAGGCUGAGAAGCUGGAUCAAGAACUGCUUCAAAAAGCAGAUGAAAUUUCUGAGGCUAAGCAGGUGUGUGAAGAUCUCAAGGUGAAUUUGAAUAAAAAAGAUUCUGUCAUCAUGCAUCUCAGUGCUGCAAAUGAUAAACUUAGAGUGGAUUGUGAUGACAAGUUUAAAAAGUGGGAAGAUGAAAAAAGAGGGUUGCUAUUGGCGUUAGAGGAGGCAAAUGAGAAGGCUGAGAACCAAGAACAACAGAUUUAUCAUUACAGACAAGAGAUUGAAAGCCUAAAAGGUUGUCUUUCAGUUUCAAAGAAGUGUUCGGAAACAGAGAAAAAUUUAAAGGCAUCCAAGGAACUAAGAGAAAGAGAUGACAUGUUCCAGAAGUUAGAGGAGGAAAAUGGAAAGGUGAAAGAUCAAUUAAAAUGGAAGAAGGAACAGUUUAAACAUCUAGAAGAAGCACAUGAAAAACUUAAACACCAGUUUAGGUCUAGCAAACAGGAGUGGGAGAUGGAAAAAUCUACAUUGCUUGAUGAGAUUUCUUCUCUGCAGAUUAAGUUAGACUCUCAGGUCAGAAUAUCAGAGGACCUGCUGAGUCAGUUAAAGACAUGCCACCAAGCUCUUGCUCAUGUAGAAAGCCAGAAAAAGCGACUUGAAGUUGAAGUUUCUGAAUUUAAGCAGCAGCUUGUUAAUGCCAGUAGUGAGUACCAAGAUGCUAGGUUACAGCUUGAUAGCUUAAACUCUCAGCGUGACAAAGAUAUUGCAGAUUUGAGAUAUGCACUGAAAACUAAAGAGGCAUAUCAUAAAGAAUCGAAGUACAGAAUUGAGAAGCUAGAGCAAGAAAAUCAAGAGUUACGGAUGUCCCUCAAAGAAUUCCAGGAAGCUCAAAUUCAAGAAGCAGGAGCUUCAUAUUCAAAAUCAAAGUUGGGGUCCAAGCUCAGAAAUUUGGAACAAACUCAUAAAGAGUGUGCCUCAGCUUUUAAGGUUAAAGAAGCUGAAUGGAACCUUCAGCUAGAACAAUUGACAGGAGAACUGAAUAGCUGUCAGAUGGAGUUGGAAACUAAAAUUGCAGCAGUGGAAGAGCUUCAGAUGGAGUUGGAAAGGUCUCAUUCUUUAACCAUUGAGAUGAAGUUGCUGAAUGAGGAGAUGUCUGUGAUGCUGCUAGUGUUAAAACAGGGAAUUUCUGAGGCUCAAUUGAAGCUUGCCAACCAUAAAGACGAGAUGGAUCUAAUCAACAAAGAGAGUGGAAGGAAGAUCUUUCAACUGUUGAAGCAGCUGGAGAUGAAAGAUGCUGCUUUGAUCAGUGCCCAGAAUGGCAUAAAUGAAGAGCGUGAGAGAACUGCAUGUUUGACGAGGGAGAUUGAAUCCUAUGGAUUCAACAAAGAACUGCAGCACUCGCUGCAAAGUGAACUUGAUGGGCACAAGGAAAUGCUGGAGGAAUCAACUAUGUGUCAGAUGAUCCUCAAAGAGAAGGUUUUGCAGAUGGAAUGGGAAUUAAAAGAACAGCAUGAUGCUUUAGACAGUGCUAUCGUUGAAUUGGAUGAGAGAAUAUGUGAAAGGAAUGAAAUGGAAUUUGAAUUGCAAAUAUGGAAGUCAAUUGUUGAACGUUUAAAAAAAGAUCUUGAAGAAAAUCAUGUGAUGCGUAAGGAACUAGAAGCUUCACUUCUUGCACAAGUAGAUGAUGGUGAAAGCCUCAAGCAAGAGAAGGAUAGCUUGGUUUAUAAGUUGGAAGAGAAAGAGAGGAAACUAGACUAUCUGCAGCAACAUGUUGUGCUAUUGGAAAAAGAGCUAAGAGCAACGGAGACGACAUUAGCUUCUGUUCCAGCAAGUGGGGGAGAAUCAUCUGUGUCCUUUGAGUCUGAUAAUGCCAGAUAUCUCCAGAUCACAGAGGAGAAGGACAAGGUCCUAGAGGAGCUCCAGAAAGAGGUUGUUUGCCUGGAACAAGAAUCAUUUAAAAGGGAAAUUGAAAGUUAUGUGAUUGCAAAAGGCACUAUGAAAGAGCAUGAGAAUGAACUCAUGAAGCAGUUGACUUCUUUGGAAGAGCAGUUCACUAGCUCGUUGACCACCUUUUCUUCACAGCUUGCUGAGAAACAGGCUGAAAUUAAACUCAUCCAGGAAGUUUGUGAUAAGAUCAUGGCAUCUCAGAUUCUAGCAGCAGUUGAAAUUGAAGAGAAGAAGCUGAUGAUAGUGGAACUUCAGAAUGAUAUCUAUGCAAUACAGAAGAAACUGAAAUUGCAGGAGGAAAACUGGAACCAAUCGAAACAGUUAAAAGUAAAGGAGUUGAAUGAUCAAAUGGAGGCUAAGCUCAGAGAUUCAGACACUUUGCUUCAGAAACUCAAGAUGGAGAAUAGAAAUCUACUUGAAAAUGCCACACGACUGUCAUCAGAAAGGGAAAACUUGUUGGCUUUUGUUCAGGAAUUCGGUGAUAAAAUCUGUGAGUUCUCUACUUCAGACACUCAACUAAUGGACAUGUUGAGAUGCAUGGUGCAGUCUUUUGAGAAUGAUUGUCCAGGAAUGAAUUUGAAAAAGGAUGAUGAUUUCCUUGUAAAAGAGAAUAUGUUUAUUCAUUCUCCUACUAGGAUAAAGAAACUUGACGCUAUUUCUGAUAUAAGAUCGCCAUUCAAGGAGCUCAACAGUUAGUUGA
Gastrolobium bilobum is the source of this 2776-nucleotide messenger RNA. RefSeq lists its product as uncharacterized. The record is from RefSeq and is a predicted model, not a curated record. The transcript has a single exon. Lineage: Eukaryota; Viridiplantae; Streptophyta; Magnoliopsida; Fabales; Fabaceae. Bases 1 to 2772 code for a protein of 923 amino acids.